Messenger RNA from Naegleria fowleri, 354 nucleotides. RefSeq lists its product as uncharacterized. Gene Ontology annotation, molecular function: RNA binding; translation initiation factor activity. Bases 1 to 354 code for a protein of 117 amino acids. The record is from RefSeq and is a predicted model, not a curated record. Gene Ontology annotation, biological process: translational initiation. The transcript has a single exon. NCBI's taxonomy places the organism in Eukaryota, Heterolobosea, Eutetramitea, Acrasida, Naegleriidae.
AUGUCUGGAGAAAUUCAAAACUUUCAAACAUUUGAUCCUUUCAGAGACAGUGCCGAUUCUAAUCAACUCUCAACUGGUACUGGAGUGAUUGAACAACAAUUCGUCCACAUCCGAGUGCAAAAGCGUAACGGUAGAAAGUGCGUUACGAUUGUCGAAGGUUUACCCCGCAACUUUAAGUUUAAGAAGUUUAUCAGCGCUGUCAAACAUAAAUUCUGUUGCAACGGAACCAUUGUGGAAGAUGAGAAGGCUGGAAAGGUCAUCCAAGUUUCUGGAGACCAACGUGAUAACAUUUCUGAAUUCCUUUUAGAAGAAGAAAUCGUAACAAAGGAAAAUCUAAAGAUUCAUGGUUUCUAA